Molecule: messenger RNA, 1068 nt
Organism: Naegleria fowleri
Lineage: Eukaryota; Heterolobosea; Eutetramitea; Acrasida; Naegleriidae
Exons: 3
Coding region: 1-1068 (355 amino acids)
Source: RefSeq, a predicted model, not a curated record
AUGCAAAAACCAAGAAGGUUUAUGAUUUUCAAUUCUUUGAGUGGAGAUGAUGAUGAUCUGAUGGCAGAGUUGAAUCCGAAUAAAAUCACGGCUCCAUCACCUUCCCAAAUGCUGUCUAUGUCAAUAGUUUCUCCUCUUUCUCCGACACAAACCGCAGUCUCACAACUGAGUAUUGAAAAGAUGAAGAACACCUUAUAUCAUAUUGUGAUGGGACCCAUUGAUAGUGAUUUAGAUCAAAUUACAACCAUUGGAAAAGACAUUCCACGUCUACUAGGCCGCAUAACCGUCAAUGAUCACAUUAAUUUUAAUCCUUCCAAUGAUGAUACGAAAAAUGUCAUCACAAGCAGCUCAACAACAACCACUCUCUAUCCAAUGGUGGAAAGAAAAAAACGAAUUGGAGAAUUUUUAAUUGUUCUGGUGAGAGAAAUACUUUUGCAAACUUCUCCUGAAUUGGAACAAUCGAUUGGAGAAAGUUUGGCACAAGAGGUUGAUUUAGAGCUACAUUCAACGUUGACACAAUUUGUGGUCGAUGCAUUUGGGAUAAAUUGUCCAGUCAUCCAAAUAUUACGCAGCAUGACUCAAGAUGGAGCAGCACAGCCCAUCGUUUUCAUGAAAAUGAAAGCUAAAGAACAGCUGGGUCUUGAAUACUAUGACGGCAAACGUUGGAAAAUUAAUGUUGCUGUUGACACAAAGGACUAUCAACAAACAACAAUUGUCACGCACACUAGGCUAGAAAAGAUUGUUGGGAAAAAUAGGGAAGGUCAAAAUGAAUUAAUUUGUACUUUUACAUGGAAAAUAAUAUUUUCAUUUUCUCGAUUCAUCGAUCAAGAGAAAAUUAUACAAUCAAAGAACAUUCAAGAAUUGUCUCUCACUGAGUAUCAAAAAGAGAAUAAUUUUUUACUCAACUCGUUGAGCUUGAAAUUUGGUGAAAUUGAACAAUUUAAUGAGUCGCCAAAUAUUGCUCGCUCAGAGAGCAAUCCUUUAUCCAAAGAGGCUUGGAGUAAGAAAAUUUCCUCACUUUUUGAUGGCUUGGAAGAAAUAGAGUUUAGUAAUUCACAAUCUAUCUGA